Actinia tenebrosa (Australian red waratah sea anemone) is the source of this 1234-nucleotide messenger RNA. Its product is annotated as tubulin polymerization-promoting protein family member 2. Gene Ontology annotation, biological process: microtubule bundle formation; positive regulation of protein polymerization; microtubule polymerization. Gene Ontology annotation, molecular function: tubulin binding. The record is from RefSeq and is a predicted model, not a curated record. Gene Ontology annotation, cellular component: microtubule. NCBI's taxonomy places the organism in Eukaryota, Metazoa, Cnidaria, Anthozoa, Actiniaria, Actiniidae.
UUUCUGAACAGCUUUCAUCUUGUGAAGAACAAAAGUUUUUCAGUUCUCGUGGUUUCUCUCUUUCUUUUCAAUUCACGAUCGCCAUGUCUGACGCCGCGCUCCAAACAGUUUUCAAGUCUUUUUGUGCCUUUGGCGGUGGAAAAGACGCUCAGCCAUUAAUGGAUAACGCGAAGUUUGGGAAAUUAUUCCGAGAUUUGAAAUUAUACGACAAGAAGUUUACCUCAACCGACACUGACAUUAUCUUCAGUCGACCAGAAGUGAAAGCUAAAAGCGAACGAAAAAUCAACUUCGAUCAGUUUAAGAAAGCUCUGGAGCUCUGUGCCGAGAAGAAGUAUGGAAAUAAGAGUGAUGUAGGCAAGCUUAUCGAGAAGAUCUGCGCAGGGAAAGGCCCUGCUGCUGUUGGAGCUACGAAAGUAGCAAAAGUGGGAGGAGUGGACAGACUCACUGACACCAGCAAGUACACUGGUUCUCACAAAGAACGCUUUGAUGAGUCAGGAAAGGGGAAGGGUAUUGAGGGGCGUGUCGACCGCGAUGACAAGGCUGCUGAGGGAUAUGUUGGUGGCUACAAAGGAAAAGACACCUAUGAUAAAAAAAAUUAGAAAAAUAGUAUAUAUAUUCAAGAACUGGUUUGAUAGCUUAUUCCUGUAAUCACUAAGUUUACAGUCUAUUUGACUGAUGUAUACUCAUUCAUGUUUACAACCCUUUCACAAUAUGAUCCCCACAUAGCCCUUGUUUGAAAACGUACAAACCCAUAUACACUUUAAAACACAUUUGAUAAUCGUACAAACCCAUAUACACUUUAAAACACAUUUUAUAAUCGUACAAACCAUAUACAUUUUAAGACACGUUUCAUAAACUUUUCAAGCUUUUUCACCCUUUCAAAAGUCGUUUAUACAUCUAACAAUAAAAAAAGGGGUUUCCAAAGUUAAAUCUCAUUAGUAAUAAAGUAUGUACCUAAAAUGUUUUUAAACUUACUGGUAACUUUGUAAACAACUUCAUAAAUUUUUAAACUUUAUAGUAAAUAAAGGGUACUGAGUGUAGUUUUUUGGUAAGAUCAUCCAGAUUGUCAGAAAGAUUUGCACUACAUGGAUUUUAACUUGGCAUAUUUAUAUCUUCUACAUAUUAUAAUGUCACUGGCUACCAUAUUAUAUCAACUUGUAUUCCUUUUGAUGGUUUUGAAGUUUAAUUAAAGGUUGUAAUAAGAUGUUAAAUAAAAUGAAUGCAGAUGAUAAUA